Enterobius vermicularis (human pinworm) is the source of this 1050-nucleotide messenger RNA. Lineage: Eukaryota; Metazoa; Nematoda; Chromadorea; Rhabditida; Oxyuridae. The record is from the annotation of a GenBank genome assembly.
CUUUUGGAAAGUAUGCUUGCUGGUGCUCUCGUAUACGUAAUUAUGCUUUGGACCAAACAAAAGGAGCGUAAUCUACUUCUGGUUAAACGGCAACUCGAAAGCUGGAAACCGGAACCUCUAGUAGCUCCAACACCAGAUGACCAUCCAGCAUUAAAUCCCAAAUAUGUUGAGGGGAAAAUGGGAAAAUACUUGUCAAUCGAGGGCAAAAAAUAUUUGAACCUGGCUACAUCAAAUUUUCUUGGACUGGUAGGAGAUGAGAGGAUAGAGAAAGUAGCGAAGCAAACGAUUUUCAAAUAUGGAGUUGGGUCAUGUGGACCACGUGGUUUCUACGGGACAGUUGAUGUUCAUUUGAGUCUGGAAAAGCAAAUUGCUGAAUUUUUAAAAUGCGAAGAAGCUGUGUUGUACAGCUAUGGGUUUGCCACUGUAGCUAGCGCAAUUCCUGCUUAUGCUAAACGUGGCGAUGUAAUAUUUGCUGAUAAAGGUGUGAAUUUUGCCAUUCAAAAGGGAUUGCAAGCUUCGCGGAGCAACAUUGUUUGGUUUGAACAUAAUGAUACCCACGAUUUAGAAAGAUUGCUCAUGGAACAAGCUGAGUGGGAUAAAAAGAAUCCAAAAAAGGCUGCCGUGACUCGUCGUUUCUUGGUAGUAGAAGGACUGUACGUAAAUAGCGGUGAUCUUUGUCCUCUGCCUGAACUCUUGGAGCUGAAAUGGAAAUACAAGGUUCGAAUAUUCAUUGAUGAAUCAGUUUCUUUCGGGACAAUUGGAGCGACUGGUCGUGGUGUAACGGAACAUUUUAAAGUAGAUAUUAUUGAUGUCGACAUGAUAAUGGCUUACUUAGAGAAUGCAGUAGCGAGCACUGGUGGCUUUUGUGCUGGCCGUUCUUAUGUUGUUGGGCAUCAAAGACUUUCUGGACUUGGGUACUGCUUUUCGGCUUCACUGCCGCCUCUCCUUGCAACCGCUGCAAGUAAGCAAAUUCAUCUUCAAUCUUGGGAUACAAAGACGGAAAAGGAAGGAGUGUUGUAUUAUGGAAUGAAAUUUAAAUUAUUAUGCUGA